This is a messenger RNA of Megalobrama amblycephala (Wuchang bream), 3951 nucleotides long. Its product is annotated as SUN domain-containing ossification factor-like. Lineage: Eukaryota; Metazoa; Chordata; Actinopteri; Cypriniformes; Xenocyprididae. The coding region runs from base 643 to 3666 and encodes 1007 amino acids. The transcript has 24 exons. The record is from RefSeq and is a predicted model, not a curated record. Gene Ontology annotation, biological process: protein folding in endoplasmic reticulum; regulation of bone remodeling. Gene Ontology annotation, cellular component: membrane; cytoplasm.
CGCCUGUGACGUCAGCCCGCCAUUAACCAACGAAGAAGGAAAACAGGAAGAGCGAAAGAUCGUCUAAAAUGCGCGGGACAGUUGCUGUGGAAUCGAAAUAAUAUUUCUACAAUUUACAUUAGGCUCUGACUGUGAUUUCAAGUUUGUUAGAGUCAUUAUGUAGCUGUAGAUCAUUUUCCACACAGGCGAUGAAGCAGCGCGUGGACUGCUCGGUCACGUGAUACUCGUUGCUUUUCUCAGCGCUGCUAGAAUGGACCAAUCACGCGCGAGAUCGGUGGAUCAUCCGCUUCUUUAUAAACUUUAUUUUAUAGACGGUGCUGAGGCAGAUCCUCUCAGUGUUUCAGACGCUGAAUCUUGUAGAUAAUACAUUUAAAUGAUUGCGCUUUUAAGAGUAAUAAUGUCUCCUGUAAGACGAAACUCGUGUGUGUGUUCAGAAGCGGUGAAAGUGUAAAGUUCAUUGAUUUCUCAGACGUCACUGAUCAAGAAACCGUGAAAUCGCGAUUGUUUAUCGUUCGUGUGUGAGGACAGAUCUCCAGAAGACGGAAUAAUGUGUGGAUGAUGAAGAUCCAGCUGCUGCUGCUCUGCUGCUGUUUCUGGACAGACCUGAGGUCAGAGACACUGAAGUGAAAGCAGCUUCACAACAUGAACAUGUGUGCUGCACACGGCCUGAGCUCUCCACACGAGGACACACACACGGAUCCACAGCUGGUGAUUGACAGCAGCAGUGAAGUGGAGUCACAGUCUUCCUCUUCCUCACAGAUCCCGGACGUCGUUCCCGUCAGUGCCGGUCCUCAUGUGUCGGGAUCCUCCGGCCGGGAUCGCGGCUCUUCAGACUCCUGCUCUGCUGACCGUCUCGUGUCGGACGCGUGUGACGCUGCAGAAGAGCUGCCGUUCGACCCCACGCUGCCCAGUUUUCCAGCGGUUCAAGAGAACGUCAGUGUCCGUGAGACGAGAAAACCCGCCAAAGACCAAACUAGGAAACGGAGCAACGCCUCCCACGUCCUGAAAGAACAGGGAUCCUCCGACACGGACCCUGCGGUGCCCUGCCCUGACCAGGAGAUCCCCACCUUCGACGAAUGGACCAAGAUCAUGAUGGAGACGGAGAAGAGUCAGGUGACUCCUCACGCUCCCGACGGGAAGAAGCUGCAGCAGACCAUCACCAACUACGCCUCGGUGGAGUGUGGAGCCAAGAUCCUGUCCUCCAACCCCGAGGCCAAGAGCACCUCAGCUGUCCUGAUGGAGAACAUGGACAUGUACAUGCUGAAUCCCUGCAAUAACAAGAUCUGGUUCAUCAUCGAGCUCUGUCAGCCCAUUCAGGUCAAGCAGCUGGACAUCGCCAACUUUGAGAUCUUUUCCUCAAACCCCAAAGACUUCCUGGUGUCAAUCAGUGACAGAUAUCCAAACAAGAAGUGGGUGAAGCUGGGGACGUUCCACGCGCGUGACGAGCGGACGGUGCAGAGCUUCCCUCUGGAUGAGCAUCUGUUCGCCAAAUACGUCAAGAUGUUCACCAGAUACAUCAAGGUGGAGCUGCUGUCGCACUUCGGCUCUGAGCACUUCUGUCCUCUCAGUCUGAUCAGGGUGUUUGGCACGAGUAUGAUGGAGGAGUAUGAGCUGAACUCGGAGCCGUCAGACAGACACACACACAGUCACGAUGACUACGAUCAGCCGCCUGACUUUCUGCCAGUAGAUGACAAAUCCUCCAAGAAUCUGAUCGGAUCUGCCAAAGACGCUCUUCUCACCAUGGUGAACAACAUCGCUGCCAAUGUGCUCGGAGGGCACCCGGAGAGCGCAGGAAACUCUUCCACUGACGGUGUAAACGCGUCAGACAUGGUUCUCCCUGCUGGAGCGAUGCACUCUGGGGCAGUGGAAGAUCAGCUGGAUGUCACUGGGGUUACAGAAACCGUCAGCAUUACAUCAGCGACACACACAGACGCUCCAACCCCUGAAACACGUCCCGCCGAACACAGUCCCAUCCGAACCGAGCCGGACGCAGAGCAGAUCGUCACUCUGCUGCCUGAGGUGGAGGAUGAAUCGGAUCAGUCCUCUGAGGCAGAACUGGGCCAAACAGAGCCGCAGAACGGACGUGUGAAUGUAAACGCAGUGCGCUCUGAAUCACACAUCUUCUCUCUUCACGAGUACCUUCUGCAGCGCUGCUCUGUUCAGAAGAGGAAGACAGACUCACGAUCGCACUCUCGUUCGGCUGUAAAAGCCUCAUCUACGAGCACAAUCACAGAGAGUCCCGUCAUUCUCACUCCAGACGCCCGUUUGGAGCUUCAGCCGGUCGUGUGGGAUCUCGCACCGAGCCUGACUUCAGAUCUGCUGGUUUCUACUGACCGUCUGUCCGUCAGCGAGUGCCUUACAGCGACGCUCCCUCCACAGAGCACUGAUCGUCUGCUUGAGUCCGGUCAGAAUCCUGAUCACGUGACGCUCUCGGACCUCUUGACCCGCUCUAGUGGAGAUGAGGUAGAUCGUGAACAGAUCUCGGCCACAUCUGGCCUUAAAAGUGACAUUUCAACUCCUGCUGUUUCCAGUAGUCCAGUAGAUGAGUCUCAGUCCAUGUCCGCUCCUGUGGAUGAAGCAGCGAGUGUCACGCUGACUCCUGCCGAAGCCGCUCACCCUUCAGAUGGACCCGUAGAGUCAGCCGAGGCCAAAAGCAAGGAGCUAGUGGACGAUAAAGGCAGCGCUAACAUGGAGCAGCCCUCCUCGGAGAUCUACGGCGAAACGCUCAACUCCAGCGAGGCGCCCGCGCACGGCUCCAGUCAGAAAGAGUCUGUUUUCAUGAGGCUCAACAAUCGCAUCAAGGCUCUGGAGAUGAACAUGUCUCUCAGCGGACGCUACCUGGAGCAGCUGAGCCAGAGGUACAGGAAGCAGGUGGAGGAGAUGCAGAGAGCCUUCAACAAAACCAUCAUCAAGCUGCAGAACACCUCCAGAACGGCCGAGGAGCAGGACCAGAGGCAGACGGACUCCAUCCAGGUGCUGCAGGCUCAGCUGGAGAACGUGACACAACUCGUCCUCGGCCUGUCUGUCAGCGUGAGUCAUCUACAGCAGGAGGUGUCUGACAGGCAGAGCUACAUCCUGCUGUGUCUGGUCCUCUGUGUGCUGCUCGCGCUGCUGAUCUGUGUCAACUACCGUCAGAUGUGUGAGAGUCCAGCGCUCGACACGCACAGAUCCUGCUGCCCUGAGAGAGAGCUGCUGUCUGAAGAAGAGCCGGUGAUGCUGAGACGCAGAGCCUCUGAUCCGCCCUCGCUCUCGUCCCUCCAGACGCCUGAAGGAGGUGCAGAGGAAACCCUGACCCGGAAGCAGUGGAAACAGAGUCCAGUUAGUAGAAAAAAGAAGCAUAAGCUGAAGCUCAGCAGGAGUCCAGAGACUCGAGCCGCUCCGCCGGUCACUCGUGUGAUUCCUCAGAGCACCAUCGGCCCUCAGGAGGUCAGAGACGUGAUGUCGGACGGAUCCGAGGGCUCCUCGCAUUCUGACGAGACGCUGUUCUGUGGAAUCACCAGCUGCACGCGUCUGUGUGAGACGAUACCGGCGCCGAGAAGCUGGACACAGAGCAGACGGCAGAAAAACACAGAACAGCUGCAUCAGCCUCCGCAGCGCAGCGUCCCGUAUAAUCUGACCCGCACUGGACACACUGACCCACACACUGACCCGCACUGGACACACUGACCCACUGGUGUCUAACCCGCACUGGACACACUGACCCACACACUGACCCGCACUGGACACACUGACCCACUGGUGUCUGACCCGCACUGGACAUACUGACCCGCACUGGACACACUGACCCACACUGGACACACUGACCCACACUGGACACACUGACCCGCACACUGACCCGCACUGGACACACUGACCCGCUAGGGUCUGACCCGCACUAGACACACUGACCCGCUAGGGUCUGACCCGCACUGGACACACUGACCCACACACUGACCCGCACUGGACACACUG